AGAUCCUACAGGUUUGUGUUAACUUGGAAGAUCUAGAUGUAUCGUACACCAGGAUUACAGACGCAGGGUUAAAGGGUGUGUCUGAACUAAUGCUUAUCGUCCUGAAUGCUGCAGGGUGUCCAGGAAUAACUGAUUCAACAUUGAAAAUGUUAUCCAAAAGUCAAGGUUGCCUGGAGGUGUUGAAUGUAUCCGGAUGUAGCCGGAUAACGGAUAUAGGUUUACUCUCCCUCUACUCUAUCCAGGAUUAUCUCAAAUCUGCAGAUUUCAGCGGAUGUCCAAGGUUGUCUGGUGUUGUUCUGAAAGCUUUCAUCAACUCCUGUUCAUCUCUGCAACCAGACAAGCUAUACUACUGCGACCUUAUCCAGGUCCAAUUUCAAAAUAACAAAAAGUCAAGAAAAAAAAUUGGAUUUAUUUUUAUUAUUAAAUUUGCCAACAAAUGUUUUAAGCAAUUCUGGAAAUGAAGCGAACAUAUAGAACCAAGAAAACUCCGGAAUAU
Messenger RNA from Eurytemora carolleeae, 496 nucleotides. RefSeq names its product F-box/LRR-repeat protein 2. The transcript is spliced from 6 exons. The coding region runs from base 90 to 461 and encodes 123 amino acids. Lineage: Eukaryota; Metazoa; Arthropoda; Copepoda; Calanoida; Temoridae. The record is from RefSeq and is a predicted model, not a curated record.